AUGACCAACUUGGUGGUGUUGGAACGCAACCUUUGGCUGAGUUUAACUGAGAUCAGCGGCGCUGACAAGGUCACCUUCCUCGACUCGACAGUCUUACCCAAAGGACUGUUCAGUCCAGCCGUAGAUGGGUUUGCGGAGCGUUUCAUAGUGGCACAGAAGACUUUGCAGGCAGAGAACAAGCUCUAUGCAACAUCAGAAGUUAGUUCAGAUCAACACCUACAUCAGGAACUGUUGAAUAAAACAGAGACUCUAUUUCACAGACUUCUGAAAGAAAGACAUCACAAACUGAGAGCUGUAGAUGUUCUUCAGUUAACUGCACAUUCAUUACACUCCCAUGAGUCUUUUGCUGAAGAAGACCUGAUUCAGAGUUUCAUACAAAAACUACUGAUAACGGACUACAGAGCAAGAUAUAUUAAAACUAAAGACAACAAUGAGGAGGUUCACAAAGGUCAAACCAGCUAUGAUUCAUUUACAGAAGUGGCUGAUUCUGAUGAUUUUUUUCACAAUUUAUGGUCAGUGUCUAAUGAAGAAACAGGUCGAUAUGAGAAAAUUCACCCAAUGGAUGUUCAGAUGGCAGUGUUUCAUUGUGCUGAUAGUUUCCUGAAGCAGCUGAUGGUCACUAAACUGUCCCAGUGUCAGUACGCUCUGCCUCUGCUUGUUCCUGAUCCAUUCACUCAACAGAUUGAGUUUCCUCUCUGGACAUUCAGACAAAUCAAUAAGAGCUGGAAGAUGAGAAACAUCAACAAUGAAAUCAUCAGUCAAACCCAGCCAAUCUACAAGGCAAAAACUCCAAUGGUGUUUUUCUUCAGGUUUGGCUCUGUGUCUUCAUCCAAGUCUCAGCUGAUGAACAGUCUGAUCAAUGAGAAACACAACACGUUCUUCCACCGGAACUGUCCCGGCAGCAGCAAAAACAGAGUCCUGAUGGAUGGAGUGGUGGAGAUCGCCUGGUUCUGCCCUUCUGGAAGAGACACAGAUAAAUUCACUGAGUGUGUAGCAUUCUGCAAUCUACACGGUGAUGCAGGAGACCAUGAGAAACAGCUGCAGAUCCUCACUGAAAUGAGCUCAGUCAAUGUUGUCCUUCUACCACAACUUCAGAGGAAUGACAGAAGCAUGACAAAACUUCAAGAACUCUAUAAGGGAUCAAAGCCACUCAUUUGUCUUUUUACUGAGGAUGAAUCUGCUGUAACUGUGUUGAAGAAAAAAUACCGGAUUGGUCUGAAAGACAGAAAUCAGUCAGAUGUAUUUGAAGAACUCAGAAGAGGAAUAAAAGAUUGUCUCUCAGAAUCCUCGUCCACUUUCAAACUUGAAGAUGUGUCCAAACAUUCAGACAUCAAAGUAGAUGAGGAAGAUGAUGAUGACUGCAGGAAAGGAAGAGAAGCAGCACAGCAGAUGAUGAGUUUACUGGAGAAGAAAGAUCUGACAGAAAUUAAAGAAUCAUUUCUGCCUCAUCAGGGGAAACUGUGGCAUCAGUGGAGUCAGAUGAACAAAGAACUACAUCAAGCUCAAGGAAAUGAGCUAGAAAUGGACAUCAGCAGAAAACAAAAGGAGAUGAAGAAUAUCCGUGAGAUGCAGCACAAAACUGAUAUCAGCGAGUUUAUAAAGUUCUUCAUUAAAGAAAUUAACUCAGAUACUGGACAUAAGAUGUUUUUCAUUAAAUGGUUCGGAAUACUCCUGUAUGACUAUACAUCAGCUGACUUGUUUGUUCUUCAUCACAAAUAUUAUGAAACGUGGUCAACGGUUUUAAAACUAAAAGAGAAAAAUAAACUAGAAGAAUUGACACUUAAACAAACAGAACUUGAGAGAAUAUCUGAGGAUCUUCAAGCUGCAGCUUUUGGUUUGGAGCACAUCAUGAGGGAGAUCGGUCAGAUCUAUGAAUCAUGUUCAUCUGUGAAGAAGAACAAGAAAGACCUGCAGGUUCACUUCUCUUCUCUCCCGAGUCUUGCAGCUGAGAUGAUGAUCUCUGGAUUUCCACUGGAGCUGAUGGAUGGAGAUGCUGCUCAUGUUCCUGUGAUCUGGGUCUCUGCUGUUCUAGAUCAACUCAUCCAGAAACUGGGAGACCAGAGAGUCUUUGUGCUGUCAGUUUUAGGGCUUCAGAGCUCUGGGAAAUCCACCAUGCUGAACGCCAUGUUUGGACUUGAGUUUGCCGUCAGUGCUGGGAGGUGCACCAGAGGAGCUUUCAUGCAGCUGAUCAGAGUAUCAGACGAGAUGAAAACACAGAUGAACUUUGACUAUAUUCUGGUUGUAGAUACUGAGGGUCUACAUGCUCUAGAACUGUCUGGAAGAUCAACAACUCAUCAUGACAAUGAACUUGCCACAUUUGCUGUUGGUAUUGCAAAUCUGACCUUGAUCAACAUCUUUGGAGAAAACCCAUCUGAGAUGCAGGACAUUCUUCAGAUUGUUGUUCAGGCCUUAAUGAGGAUGAAGAAGGUCAGACUGAAUCCCAGCUGUGUGUUUGUGCAUCAGAACGUCUCAGACGUCACAGCUGAGGAGAAAAACACAGAGGGAAGGAGACGACUGCAGAAGAAACUGGAUGAGAUGACAAAAAUAGUUGCUAAAGAUGAAGUCUUUGAUGCAAAAUGUUUCAGUGAUGUCAUUAGAUUUGAUGUUCAGAAUGAUGUAAAGUAUUUCGCUCAUCUCUGGGAGGGCAGCCCACCAAUGGCACCACCAAACCCAAACUACUGUGAGAACAUUCAAGAACUAAAGAAAAUUAUUAUCUCGCAUGCCUCAAAAUCACAUGGAAUGAUGGUGCAACACCUAAAACUUUGCAUUAAAGAUCUCUGGGAAGCUAUCAAAAAUGAACGAUUCGUCUUCAGCUUCAGAAAUUCUCUGGAGAUUUCAGCUUACAGGAAACUGGAGACAAAAUACAGCAAGUGGUCCUGGAGUCUUCGCAGUGCCAUGAUGGAAAUUGAGAACAAACUAUACAAUAAAAUAGAAAAUGAAGCAAUUCAUGAGGUUGAGGAAACUGAUCUUCAAAAUGAACUGAGGAAGACAAGUGAAGAAGUAGAAAAGUCAAUGUCUGAAUUCUUUGAGAAAGACAAAGAUAAAGAUAUACUGAUUCAGUGGAAAACAUCAUUUGAAAACAAGAUCAAAGAGCUUCAGGAAAAUAUUGUUAAAGAAACAAAAAUGAAAUUAAAUGGGAUUCUUGAUACUCAGAGGACACAUCAUGAAAACACUCCCCAUGAAAACAUCAAAGUACUUGUCUUAAAACACAAAGACAAUGCAAAUAAUGCAGAAACACUCAAGAAAACGACUGAAGCUAAGAGAACGGAUCAUGAAAACACUCUUUACGAAAAGAGCAAAGAACUCUUAAAACUCAAAGCAAAUGAUGAAGAAACACUAAGGAAAGAGUUUGAUUUGUUUUGGGCGCAGACUGUUGAUGAAAUUACCUCAGACACACCUCCAAUCAAUGAUAUUGACAUAAUGAGAGAUGUGAUAGAAAUCCUCAGUGACAUAUAUGAGGGACAUCUCCCUGCUGACCUAUUUAAAGAGGACAUCGACAUUUUCACUGUGCCAGGUUUUUCUAAAUAUGUUUUCAAAAAGUCCUCAAAAAGGGGGUUUAAAGGGUGGGUGAUGGGUGCUUGGAGAAGAUUCAUAAAAAUAUUUGGAUUUGCAAAAACUUUGUCUCCAGAGAAAGAAGCUCAAAUUAGAUCAUUAGUCUCAGAUGUUGACCAGCAUACAGACAAAAUGAUUCAGUCAUUUAACAUUUCAAAGAUAGGCUACAACAUCAGCUGCACUAGAAAUCUCAUAGAUUAUAUAAAUAAAAGAGUAACAGAACAUCAGGAAGGACAAGUGAAAUAUGAGUUCAAGGAUGAAUUCUUUAUCGAUUUGGUUCUUUCCAUUUGUAAAAAAGCAAACAAGAAGCUCACCAACCAACACAUCAUUUUCAAGGAAACAACAUUCUCUCAGAAGAGAGAAGAGUACUAUAGUAUUUUCCAGACAUACUGUCAUGUAGCAACUUCAGUUGCCAUUUUUGGUGAGAUCAUCUGUCAGAAACUGAAAGAGCCCAUUGAGCAGAGUGUCUACAAGAAGACUGCCAGAGAUCUGACAGAAGAAAUGAGAACAAACUGUGAAUCACUGAAUGGAAACAGAUCAAAUCUGGAGAAACACAUCCUGAAGACACUGGCAGAAGAGGAGGAUUUUGACAAAUACAUAAACUACAUUCAUAAUCCCAGAGAUCACUUCAAGAGUUUCAUCAGAGAUGAAGUCAGUCGGUACAUCAAUGGUAAGUUCAGUCUCAGUGUUUUACCCAAGAUGAAGGAGAACAUUAAACUCCUGCAGCAGAAGAUCAUGAAAGCAGCUCAUGAAUCCACUGAACAUGUUCAAGUCAACAGUGGAGAUGUUGGUUUAUGGUUGAAGAGUUUCACACAGCAGCUCUCAGAUGCGCUGAUCUUCUCUGAGAAAGACCUCAGUGGAGUCAAACAUGAUGAUGUUGAGGAUUUCAACCUCCUAGAAGAUGUGAUAAGACAAGAACUUUCUGCUAUAAUAUCAGACAUCAGCAGUAGAUUCAACACAAAUACAUUUCCAGUAAAGUUAGAAAAUAACUUCAGACCAGAUGAGCUUCUGACUGAUCACUUCUCUCAGUGCUGUUGGGUUCAGUGUCCAUUCUGUGGAGCCAUCUGCACCAACACUAUAGAAAACCAUGAUGGAGAUCACAGUGUUCCUUUCCAUCGUAGCAUUGGUCUGAAUGGAAUAUAUACAUCUAACUUGUCUACUAAUAUCUGUUCAUCAGCAGUAGCAAGCAACAAUCUAUGUUUUUAUCCCAAUGACUCAGAUGAUAAAGUUCUCUGGAGAGAUUACAGAAGAGCAGGAGGAGCUUUUGCAGACUGGAGCAUCACCCCUGAUCUCUCUGAACUGCCCUACUGGAAGUGGUUUGUGUGCAGAUUCCAGAAAGAUCUGGAAAAAUACUACAAAAAAACAUUUGAGGGUUAUGCUGAGAUACCAGAUGAAUGGAGACAAUACUCAAAACAGGAGGCUAUCGAAAGUCUGAAUAAGUACCUUUAAAAGAAACGACAUAGAAUGAGACUCUUACAUUUCUCAGAUUCUCCUGAGACCACAGAAAAUGAGUUUCUAUGAAAUUCAUCAUUGAGUCUCUGGAGUCAUUACAUCAAAUAAACUAGAAGAGGUUUAAAGACAAGAUUCAAUUCCUUAUACACGCAUGUGUGAAAUUAUCUUAUCUUCAAAACAAUAGGAAUUCAUGUCUAUGUUUCAUGUUUGAUGUAUAUUACAAUUUAUUACUAUUUGACCGCUUAAUCUUUAUGAUCAACCAGCUAUGCCUUAAUUAAAGCUAU
Molecule: messenger RNA, 5288 nt
Organism: Carassius carassius (crucian carp)
Lineage: Eukaryota; Metazoa; Chordata; Actinopteri; Cypriniformes; Cyprinidae
Product: interferon-induced very large GTPase 1-like
Exons: 2
Coding region: 1-5001 (1666 amino acids)
Molecular function (GO): GTP binding
Source: RefSeq, a predicted model, not a curated record